Staurois parvus is the source of this 1119-nucleotide messenger RNA. The record is from the annotation of a GenBank genome assembly. NCBI's taxonomy places the organism in Eukaryota, Metazoa, Chordata, Amphibia, Anura, Ranidae.
ACAGUUCCAGAACCUUUCAACUUGAUGGUUUAUUCAUAUAAUCUUAACACAACUUUGCACUGGAACUACAGUAGAAUGGAACUUAAACCUUAUUUCUGUGUGGAAAGAUUAGAAGAAUUAGAAUGGAAGUGGAAGGUUAUUGAGACUUGCCAGAAUAUUUCACAUCGCUACUGUGGCCUUCAUGAGAUAAAUUUAGAUCCUGUAGUCUAUUAUAAAUUUCGAGUUAAAGCUUUAGUUGGAUCUAAUAUAAGUAGUGCUGCAACUAUGGAGUUCAGUUUAAGCAGUGUAGGAACUAUUGGUCCUCCAGAGUUAAAAGUGCACACUGAAGAGAAGAUCAUUGUGAUUGAUAUUUUUCACCCAGAAGUGCCCUCUGUGUAUGAAAUAGAACUUGGAGAGCUUAAUUACAUAGUAUACUAUGGAAAUGAUACUAAGAAGGCAACAGAUUGUGACAUGUCAGCAUGUAAAGUUACAUUUUCUAUUUCGGAUCAAAAGACUUACUGUUUUUCUGCACAAGGUACAUCAGAUUACUUUCUUGGGAUGAUAAUGGAGAAAUCCAAGGAGAUUUGUAUUCAGGAAGAAAAAGAAAUAUCUAUCCAGACUACUGCAAUCAUAAUUGGAGUUACUGUUGGUUUGCUUGCCAUUCUUGCCAUUUUUCUAUUUAUUAUUGUAAGAUGGACAAAAGCCAGGAGUUUGAUGCCACAGUCAUUGAGUUCUGUUGUAAGCAACAUAGUUGCAUAUGCUCAGAUGCAGAAAACAUCCAGAUAUGACAAUGUCUCCACUUCUCCCAUUGAACCAACUGUUGAAGAAAUACCUUACAUGGAGGAAAAGGUCAAGAUAGACACUGAUGUAUCAACUGAUUCUGUUUCCAAAGAAAGUACUGACCCUGGAUACCAAAGUUCGCUCACUGAAAAUGAAGAGAAAACAUACGAAAGAGGAGAUGAACAGUCCAACAACAGCAGUUAUUUCCAUACAGACAGUGGCACGAGUGGUAAUGAUUUUAGAGACACUCCUCUGUCAGAGAAAGAUCAGAAAAUCUCUGAACAUGCACCAGAACCACCUAGGCCAUUAACUAAUUCCUUUGGAUAUGACAAGCCACAUUUUCCAAAAGAAUUAGUCUGA